AUGUCUGGCUUCAAGAUGGCGAUUUCCGGCAAGGGCGGGAAGGGGCGAGGUCGUGGCCAAAGCACGCUUGCAGCCUUCGGCGACGAUGAGCCAGCUCCAAAGAAGCAGCUGCUGACGCUGCCUCUCGAUGCACGCCCGUCAGGCAAGGGCGGAGAUGAGCCUCCUGCUGCCAAGGAGGUCAAGGUCUCCACCCCGCCGGCCGAGGCUGAGGCAGAUGCUUUAGACGCAUUCAUGGAGGACAUCACGGCCAAAGCUGCCGAGCCCACUGGAGAUGACACGAGCGUCUCGAAGAAGGCUCUGGCAUCCUGGGAAGACAUGCCGGAAGAUGAUCACGUGGCUUCCUAUUGCGAGCUUUGCGAUCAGAAUGCUGGCAACGAGGGCGGCGGUGAUGACGAGGAUGACGAAGAGAACGGGGAUCGGCGGAGGAAGCCCAUAGAGCCCCUUCCGCGGGUGAACCACGAGGAGAUUGAGUACGCCGAUGUAGAAUUCGCUUUUUACAAGGCACACCCGGAGAUCGAAAUCCUCGGCGAGGAGGAGGUCGCACUCAUCCGAAAGGACUUUCGCUUGACCGUCACAGGCUCGAACUGCCCUCGGCCAGUGGUCUCUUUCGCCCACCUCAGACUUCCAAAGGAGCUGCUGGAUGGCAUCCGCAAGAACAACUACAGCAAGCCUACGCCGAUCCAGGCACAGGCCUGCCCGGCCGGACUCAGCGGGCGUGACGUGAUCGGCGUGGCCGAAACGGGCUCUGGAAAAACCGUGGCCUACCUCAUGCCGCUGCUCGUCCAUUGCGCCGCGCAGACCGAGCUGAAAAAGGAUGAGGGCCCUAUCGGGCUGGUUCUCUGCCCAACGCGUGAGCUAGCUGUGCAGAUUGAGAAGGAGGUGUACAAGUUUAACAAGCUGCUUGGAUUGAGGAGCACCACUUUCGCAGGAGGUUUGUCCAAGUACCAGCAGUUCAAGACCAUCAAAGGCGGCAGCGAAAUCGUGAUCGCCACGCCAGGUCGCCUGAUCGACAUCGUAAAGAUGAAAGGCUGCAACCUCCGGCGGACCACAAUUGUGGUCCUUGACGAAGCCGACCGCAUGCUCCAGAUGGGUUUUGAGGAUCAGAUACGUUCUGUCCUCCAGAAUGUGCGGCCGAAACGGCAGACGCUGCUGUUUUCGGCCACCAUGCCGCCGCGCAUUGAGCGACUCGCAGCAGACUUCCUUGAGCAUCCCGUGCGAAUAACAGUGGGCACUGCCGGGCAGGCGGCUGCAAACGUUCGCCAGCAGGUUUGGGUCCUCAACAGCGACGACCAAAAGUUUGGGUGGCUUCAUGCCAGGGUGGACCAAAUGCUGGCAAAGGGGCAAACCCUAGUGUUUGUCAAGUCGAAGCAGGCGGCCCAGGAGCUCCAGCAGAAGUUCGCAGACGUUCAAAAGACAGCUGCUGUGCUUCAUGGAGACCUGGAGCAAGACGAGCGAAUGAGGGUGAUAGACAACCUCCGGAAGCAGCGCGAGAACCUUCUGAUAGCGACCGAUGUCGCUGCCCGUGGCCUGGACAUCACCACUAUUCGCACAGUGGUUUCCUUUGAUGUUGCCCGCGACAUCGAGACCCACACGCAUCGAGUCGGUCGGACGGGCCGCGCAGGUGCCACCGGCGAGGCAUUUGCACUGCUGAGCCGUGAGGCCAAGAAAGGCAAGGGUGAAGCGAAUCACCGAAAGAUGGCUGCUUUGCUCGUGGAGCACCUUGAGGACGUGGGCCAGGAGUCCAGUGCAGAGCUUCUGGCCAUGGCCAUGGACUAUCCCCCGUUCAAGGCUGCGCGGGCUGCCGGCCUGCGCUUCACCGGGGAGGCCCCAAAGGGCCAAGGGCGCCCUGCGCAGCAUACCAACGGUGAUGCCCGGGACCGAUCGCGGUCACGGCCCCCACACUCUGGCGAGUAG
This is a messenger RNA of Symbiodinium sp. CCMP2456, 1914 nucleotides long. NCBI's taxonomy places the organism in Eukaryota, Dinophyceae, Suessiales, Symbiodiniaceae. The record is from the annotation of a GenBank genome assembly.